This is a messenger RNA of Ochotona curzoniae (black-lipped pika), 1793 nucleotides long. Its product is annotated as histone H2AX. Gene Ontology annotation, biological process: DNA damage response. Gene Ontology annotation, molecular function: protein heterodimerization activity; DNA binding; structural constituent of chromatin. NCBI's taxonomy places the organism in Eukaryota, Metazoa, Chordata, Mammalia, Lagomorpha, Ochotonidae. The transcript has a single exon. The record is from RefSeq and is a predicted model, not a curated record. The coding region runs from base 849 to 1280 and encodes 143 amino acids. Gene Ontology annotation, cellular component: nucleosome.
UUUUUUUCUUGUUCAAGGUAGUCCUCUUAAUGGAGCCUGAUUUUUUAAAAUUUAUUUUUCAUUUGAAAGGCAGAGUUAGUGCAGAGACAAAUCUUUCAUCUGCUGGUUCACUCCCCAAUGGCAGGUGCUGGCCGGGAGGGGUGAAGGCUGCGGGCAGAGGUUUAACCUGUCAGCCCCGAUGUGGGCCCUCUAUUGACCGGUUCUAGCAAGAACCACAACUGAGACCUGACAGAAAUGCUGAGGAAAUAGGAGAAACCUGACACUUCAGGGGACAAACCCGUAGUGUCCUCGGAUGGGAGUUGUCCUCUGACACAGGGUCGGCCUUACGUCCGUUUUUCACUAUCCUUUUGCCUGUUUGGAGGGUCGAGCGGGCCCGAACGCGGAGACACGGCGGAGGCCACCAAAGCGCGGAGUCCUCCCGGCGAGAAGCCCGAGGCUGCACACGCUCGGGCUCCGCCCCUUCCGUCUUCCGGUUCUAGUCUCCGCCUGUAACCUUUAAAUCUCGCGCGCUCUACGCGGAUUGGCUGCGUCGGGGGAGGUUGGUCGACCAAGUGUCCGCACGCCGCCUCGCCGUCCAGCCCGGGCAAGUGGCUUUCAAAUCUGGCCAAUCAGCGGACGCGCUCCCUCAGCUGAAUCACGUCAUCGAAGGGUUAACCUCAGCCAACCGGAGGCGGGCACUAGGAAAAAGAACCAAUCGAAAGCGCGCAGGGGGCGUGUCCUGGGGGCAUAUAAGGGCAGCGCCGGCGCGCGCGCGCCGACAGUUGGACUGCGGCGGUUGGCCGUUGGGUCCUGCUCCCGGACGUCCUUUUUUUUUUUUUUUUCCCCCCUCUUGUUCUACCUCGCUCAUCAUGUCUGGCCGCGGCAAGACCGGCGGGAAGGCCCGCGCCAAAGCCAAAUCGCGCUCCUCGCGUGCCGGCCUGCAGUUCCCCGUGGGCCGCGUCCACCGGCUGCUGCGGAAAGGCCACUACGCCGAGCGGGUGGGCGCCGGCGCGCCGGUCUACCUGGCGGCCGUGCUCGAGUACCUGACGGCCGAGAUCCUGGAGCUGGCGGGCAACGCGGCCCGCGACAACAAGAAGACGCGCAUCAUCCCCCGCCACCUGCAGCUGGCCAUCCGCAACGACGAGGAGCUCAACAAGCUGCUGGGCGGUGUGACGAUCGCCCAGGGAGGCGUCCUGCCCAACAUCCAGGCCGUGCUGCUGCCCAAGAAGACCAGCGCCACCGUGGGGCCCAAGACGCCUUCGGGCGGCAAGAAGGCCACCCAGGCCUCGCAGGAGUACUGAGGGCCCCGCGCCGCGCCACCACACAAAGGCCCUUUUAAGGGCCACCACCUGUGUCACGGGAAGAGCUGAGCCGCGUGGGCCGCGGCGCCCGGCCUCCCCCUCCCCUCGCCGUCCUGCAGGCUCCCCGGGUCGCGCUCGUGACUCAGCCGGCCCGGCCUCGGGAUCGCCGCAGCGCCCGCUGCAGGACGGCGGGCCGAGUCCCCCGCGGCCGCCAGCCCCACGGUGCGUGCCCGCCCUCGCGUGGGCGCCUCGGCCCAGGACUUGGGAGACUGUUCGGCGCGGCCGGACUGGCGAGCAGCUUCCCGCUGGGGGGUUCCCUGUGUGUCCGCGUGCGACUCCCUACCCGCCCCACGCUCCCGGACACCAGCACACGUCGGUGACUCCCCGUCUGGAUCGCCUAGGUUGGCUUCAGACUGAAAUCGGUGCAGCUAACUCGUCUCGGACUAGAACCUAGAGGUGGGGGAGGAGGGGCCAAAUGGACUAAUUUUGUUUAUUAAAAGUUUUUUUUUUAAA